AGACUGUACAGCAGGUGUAGCUGAACUUGAGUCGAAAAAAUUAUUACUGCAACAUUUUAUCGGCAAUGUUACCAAGCUUUUUGAUUUAUAUUUCCUAUUGAUAUUGAUAACAAGAAAUGCAUAAAUUAUUAACCGACCAAAAACUCUGGUUCAUCAAAAAUUGAAGGAAAAUGCUGCCUACCCACAGAAACAGUGUCUACUGGUUCAAACAGAAUUUUAAAUGAUUUCAACGAAUUGAGCCGAGGGAACAGUGACAUCACGUCAAUCGCUGACAUUUCAGUUGAGGUAACGCAAGAAGAAGGCCAUGGAUAUUUUUAAAAACCGUCAUUUUAUAAACUAUAGAUUUAUUAUUUCCUGUUAUGGAGUGUGGCCACAUCAGUCUGGUUGCAACAAAUAUUUUUUGAGAUUUCUUAUAACAACAGGAAUAUUCAGCAUUUUCACACCCAAGACUAUCAAGUUCAUUGAAUACUUUGGCGAUAUUGAUGGCAUGAUUCAGUGUAUUCCUAUGCUUUGUGUGCAUUUAUUAGGUUUUGUUAAAUUUAUCAAUUACAUAUUCAAUGCGAAAUCAAUAAAACGAUUAUUUUUGUUGAUUGAACGCGAUGGAAAAACGUUGAAAAGUGAAGAGGAUAAAGAAAUAAUGGAAAGAUGGCUAAUACGUACUCGAAAAAUAACAUCUGCUUAUACAGCUGCCAUGUUUCCAAUACUAGGAUUGUUUUUGGCAUCACCGGCUAUACCGAAAGUUUUGGACAUUAUUAAACCAUUGAACGAAACUCGUAAUCUCAUAUAUUUAUACGAAACGGAAUAUUAUGUUGAUCAAGAUGAAUAUUACGUUCCAAUUCUGUUGCACGCGUAUUUUACUGUUCCACUGUCUGUUGGUGGUAUCGUUUUUUUUGACAACAUGCUCGGGACAUUUAUUCAUCAUGCCUGCGCAAUGUUAGAAAUACUCAGCUUAUAUUUGUCAAAAAUACACAUAGAUAGUGAUACAAAAAAAAUUUAUGAUAAGGUAAAAUUGGACAGAAUACGUGAGAAAAUAAUUCACUGUAUUAAUAUGCAUCAAAAUAGUUUGGAAUUUGCAUUGGAACUAGAUGCAUCUGUAAAUAUUGCUUACUUCAUAGUAUUGGGCUUAAGUUUAUUAGUUCUUACUGUAACUGGUAUGACGACAGUCAUAAAACUGCAUCAACCUGACGAGGCAAUUAAAUUUGGCGCAUUUACAAUGGGCGCAUUUUUUCAUCUUUUUUAUAGCAGUUUUCAAGGACAAAUACUCAUUACACAAAGCGAAAAAGUCUUUUACUCUAUCUAUGAAUCUGAAUGGUAUAAUCUCCCUCGUUAUCACCAAAAUCUUCUGAAUAUUAUUCUAUUGAAAAGUAUUAAGCCAUUUACAGUCAGCGCAGGAAAAUUAUAUAUUCUAUCAAUGGAUACAUUUAGCAUUGUACUCAAAAACGCCAUGUCUUUUUUCACUGUUUUGUCUUCAAUGCCAAAUUGCAACUUUCCAACAACCCAAGGAUACAUUUACAUUAACACUGGAGACAUCAUAAUGGACAACACACUGGACAAUAUAUUGCGUGUAAAUCGAAUUCUCUUGUCAUCACUCGGACAAUGGCCACAGCAAGAUCGAACUUCGAAAAUAUGUACGAUUAUAAGUGCUAUAUUUUUUCUAAUUACUCAAGGAUAUUUACAGACUGGAGGGAUGAUAGCUGCAUGGUGUGAUACGCCAAUUUUUAUGGAAUCGGUACCACCAGUUUUAAUAAGCUUAGUAAUUGUCUUUAAAUUUAUUAACUUUAACUACCACGCUGACAAGAUGAGAACACUUCUCGAAAAUAUGCAAGCCGAUUGGAAUUCAAUAAAUGAUGAAGAAGAAAUAAAAAUCUUAAUCUCAUGGACUAAAGAUAGUAAAAAAAACACAAUUAUGUAUGCAGGUGCCGUUUACGGAUCUAUGGUUCCUUUUAUGCUGGGUCCAUUGUUGCCCAUAUUUUUCAAACUCAUUCCUGAGAGUUUGUUGCCCGUCAACAGUAGUAUGGCUUUAGCUAAACCAGUGAUGUUUCAUGUCGAAUACUUGUAUGAUUUAGAUAAAUAUUACUUUCCGAUAGUUAUUCAUUCAUAUUUCGGUACAAUGACAUACAUCACUACCACCGUUGCAAUUGAUUCAAUGUUCAUGGUUUAUGUACAACAUGCAUGUGCAAUAUUUGCCAUUGUCGGAAAUCGUUUGGAACAUCUAGUGGACCAUGAUAAUAUUGAUAUUAAUUUGAAACCAAAUAUUUUGAACGACGAAUCCUAUAGUCGAAUGGUCAAGUGUAUUAUUGAGCACAGUAAGGCUCUUGAGUAUGCGCAGUUGAUUGAGUCGGCAAAUUCAUUUUCAUUUAUUUUUCAAUUGGGAUUCAAUAUGGUUACCAUCAGUUUUACUGGUUAUCAAGCUAUGACAAAAUUGGAUCGUCCUGACGAAGCUUUCAGAUAUGCGACUUUUACAAUAGCCGUAACAACUGUUUUAUUUUAUUUAAGCUGGCCAUCGCAGAGAUUAGCUGAUGAAAGUACACGAAUGAUUGAGUCCACAACUAGAUCCGCAUGGUACCUGACUUCGAUUAGAUCACGAAAGCUACUUCAGCUGUUUAUACAGAAAAGCUCUGCUCCAUGUCAAUUAACAGCUGGGACUUUUUACAUUUUGAAUAUGGAAAAUUUUAGCGCAGUAUGUACAUUCACUAUGGUUUAA
This is a messenger RNA of Microplitis mediator, 2704 nucleotides long. RefSeq lists its product as uncharacterized. Gene Ontology annotation, molecular function: odorant binding; olfactory receptor activity. Gene Ontology annotation, biological process: detection of chemical stimulus involved in sensory perception of smell; sensory perception of smell. Bases 305 to 2704 code for a protein of 799 amino acids. The record is from RefSeq and is a predicted model, not a curated record. Lineage: Eukaryota; Metazoa; Arthropoda; Insecta; Hymenoptera; Braconidae. The transcript has 17 exons. Gene Ontology annotation, cellular component: plasma membrane.